Molecule: messenger RNA, 384 nt
Organism: Penicillium vulpinum
Lineage: Eukaryota; Fungi; Ascomycota; Eurotiomycetes; Eurotiales; Aspergillaceae
Exons: 2
Coding region: 1-384 (127 amino acids)
Source: RefSeq, a predicted model, not a curated record
AUGUCAGCAGAGCAAGCCAUUCAGAUUGCUGCUGAACUGAACCUAGCCAUACAGGAUGCCUUAUUGAGAAACAGCAAGUCUUCAAUUACCAAGACUCUAUUCCCUAGUCUUCACAGCAAACUAGGGUGCCAGCCCUUGAAGGGCAUGCCCUUUAUGACAAACUCGAUGCCGUUGACACAUGGAAACCUUUGGAUAUUCGCCCGCCGCGAGAUUACAUACAUCCUCGAACUGCGUACUUUACGUACAGGGCAUACGUUGGCCGUUAUUGGCAUCGCCACAGUCACUGCCGUGGAUUGGAAACUGGAUUUUCCAGGAUACAGACUUCAAGGAAAUGGAGGGAGUUCAUCACCGCAGAUCCCUCCAGAUCCUCCAAGUUUGUAUUGA